CAAUCAUAUUUAUCGAAGUACGUCAUUUUUACGCAAGAUUCUGCGCACACUGUCUGGGCGUCCGCCAUGAUCGAAGGUCAACACCCCGUCGUCCAGGCCCUGCUUGGUACACUCGUCACAUGGGGCUUUACCGCUCUAGGCUCGGCCAUGGUGUUCGUGUUGGACGUCGAGGACAAACACACGAGCCAGAAGAUCCUGGACGGUAUGCUGGGUUUCGCAGGUGGCGUGAUGCUGGCCGCCUCUUAUUGGUCACUAUUGGCUCCCUCCAUCGAGAUCGCAGAGGAGUCAGAGCUCUAUGGCCCCGACGGUCGCUGGUCUUUCGUGCCUGCCGCUGUGGGCUUCAUGCUCGGAGCGCUCACGCUCUUUGGCACUGAGAGAGUGUUGCCUCUUUUGGAGAAAUACCUGGGUGUAUCUCCGCACUCAAUGGGAAGCAAGGACGCCGAUCUGAAGAAGAAGAAGAAAGACGACGACUACAAAGGGGAGAAAGAGGAGCACGAGAGCUACGACAAACCUACAACGGCCAGUACCAGCAGCUUCCGUCGGGUUUUAUUGCUAGUUAUUGCCAUUACGCUGCACAAUCUGCCGGAAGGAAUGGCGGUUGGAGUGGGUUUUGGUAGUGUGGGUCACAGCAGCAGUGCUAGCUUCGCCAAUGCCGUGAAUCUGGCCAUUGGCAUUGGGCUGCAGAACUUUCCCGAGGGACUGGCAGUGUCGAUGCCUUUGAGAAGGGAAGGCACGUCGGCGUUUAAGGCGUUCAUGUGGGGACAAGCGAGUGGACUCGUGGAGCCAAUUGGAGGGUUGAUUGGAGCUGGAGCUGUUCUGUACGUGCAGCCGAUUCUGCCGUACGCGCUGUCGUUUGCGGCGGGUGCCAUGAUCUUUGUCGUGGUGGACGAUUUGGUGCCGGAGACAACACAGAGCGGCAACCAGAAGCUUGCGACUUUCGGCACCAUCGUGGGCUUCGUCGUCAUGAUGGUCAUGGACGUCGCACUUGGAUAGAGAUGUAACUCUACUUUAGAUCCUUCGAAACCCGAUAGGAGGAGCAAUAACCUCCUGGAAAAUGUAUUGUGUGCUUUAACCGUUUAACUGUCGAUGGCUCUAGUUA
This is a messenger RNA of Phytophthora nicotianae INRA-310, 1099 nucleotides long. RefSeq lists its product as hypothetical. Gene Ontology annotation, cellular component: membrane. The coding region runs from base 67 to 993 and encodes 308 amino acids. The record is from RefSeq and is a predicted model, not a curated record. Gene Ontology annotation, biological process: zinc ion transmembrane transport. The transcript is spliced from 2 exons. Gene Ontology annotation, molecular function: zinc ion transmembrane transporter activity. NCBI's taxonomy places the organism in Eukaryota, Oomycota, Peronosporomycetes, Peronosporales, Peronosporaceae.